AUGGCCAGUGUGAAAGCUUUUUCUUGUGUUUUGCUCCUUGUUCUCUUUUUCUCAGUCGAUGUUGAAGGAUAUAAUGUAGAGAGUGGUUCAUUGUGUUGUAAUAGCCACCCGAAAUUUGGAAAGUGCAAUACAAACAAUGACAAGGAGAGAUGCAACAGUUGGUGUCGCGAUGGCUGCAGCAACGGAAAAGGCGGUUUCUGCAAACCUAUGUCUCACGGAGGACAAUGCCACUGCUACUGUUAA
This is a messenger RNA of Camelina sativa (false flax), 243 nucleotides long. Its product is annotated as putative defensin-like protein 25. Gene Ontology annotation, cellular component: extracellular region. Gene Ontology annotation, biological process: defense response to fungus. The record is from RefSeq and is a predicted model, not a curated record. NCBI's taxonomy places the organism in Eukaryota, Viridiplantae, Streptophyta, Magnoliopsida, Brassicales, Brassicaceae.